Molecule: messenger RNA, 651 nt
Organism: Microthlaspi erraticum
Lineage: Eukaryota; Viridiplantae; Streptophyta; Magnoliopsida; Brassicales; Brassicaceae
Source: the annotation of a GenBank genome assembly
AUGCAAGGCUCCUCACAUCAAGUGAUCCCUAUCUUUAAUGGGGAGAAGUAUGACUUCUGGAGCAUUAAGAUGACAACCAUUCUCAAGACCAGGAAGCUAUGGUCUGUGGUUGAAGAAGGAGUACCGGUCGAACCGGCAGCAGUGGAAGAAACCCCUGAAACCGCUAGGGCAAAAACCCUUAGAGAAGAAGCGUCGACAAACGAUACGGUGGCAUUGCAAAUUCUGCAAACUGCCGUAACGGAUCAAAUAUUCUCACGAAUUGCAGCGGCAACAUCGUCAAAGGAGGCUUGGGAUGCAUUGAAGGAUGAAUAUCAAGGAUCUCCUCAAGUUCGUUUGGUCAAACUUCAAACGUUGCGUCGAGAAUACGAAAACCUAAAAAUGUACGAUGGAGAAGACGUCAAAACAUUCACCGACAAGUUGGUUGAUUUGGAGAAUCAAUUAACCUAUCAUGGAGAGAAGAAAACAAGCGCACAACUCAUUCAGAAGAUACUCAUCUCUCUCCCGGCCAAAUUCGAUAGCAUUGUUAGCGUUGUGGAGCAAACUCGCGACUUGACUCUACUAACAAUGACAGAGCUUAUCGGCAUUCUCAAGGCACAUGAGGCAAGGAUGGCUGCAAGAGAUGAAAACAAAAAUGAAGGGGCGUUCUAUUGA